Messenger RNA from Ipomoea nil (Japanese morning glory), 795 nucleotides. RefSeq names its product ATP-dependent DNA helicase PIF1-like. NCBI's taxonomy places the organism in Eukaryota, Viridiplantae, Streptophyta, Magnoliopsida, Solanales, Convolvulaceae. The coding region runs from base 1 to 795 and encodes 264 amino acids. The record is from RefSeq and is a predicted model, not a curated record. The transcript has 3 exons.
AUGAGUUCCCAAAGGCUCAGCUCGGUACCAAAUGGUGGAAACCGGCAUGCGUUACAAGAGUUUGCUGACUGGAUUGCCAAUAUUGGCGAUGGGAAGCUUGGUGGCCAGAAUAACGGUGGGAACACUGACCCCGAGCACCUGUUGGGUCGUGCCAUAUUAGCACCGACGCUCGACGUUGUCAACGCUGUUAAUGACUAUAUGACUGAGUUGCACAAUGCCGAAAGUAGGUCAUACUAUAGUUCAGACGCAGUAUGCAAAGCCGAUGGCGAUAACGGUAUAUUUGGAGACGUACACACACCGGAGUUUCUAAAUAGCAUUCGGGUUUCAGGUCUACCAAAUCAUACACUGACCUUGAAAAUCGGAUCACCAGUAAUGUUAAUGAGAAAUAUUGACCAUUCACUUGGUUUGUGCAAUGGAACUCGGUUGAUAAUCACAAAGCUAGCAGAUCAUGUGAUUGAAGGCGAGAUCCUGACUGGUCCCAACAAAGGUACAAAAGUGUUAAUCCCCCGAAUGUCAAUGGCACCCUCGGAUCCAAGAUUGCCGUUCAAGUUUCAACGAAGGCAAUUCCCAUUGAUGCUUUCAUAUGCAAUGACCAUAAACAAAAGUCAAGGCCAAACGUUGACCCAUGUAGGUUUAGUACUAAAGAAACCGGUUUUUGUACACGGUCAGUUGUACGUAGCUGCAUCUCGGGUUAAUAAUCCAGACGGUCUCAAAAUAUUGAUAGCAAAAGACUCAAGUUCAACUACAACCUCAACCACUAAUGUUGUAUAUCAUGAAGUUUUCAAUAAUUUGUAG